UCAAAUAUUGAAAGACAUGUUAACGUCAUACAAAAAUUAAAUACCAAACUCAAUAACAAUUGGAAUAGAAUCAUAUCCCAUGCAUGGCCCGGUCUGGUCAAUUAUAUUGAUAAUGAUAACUUUCGUUUCUCUCUAUUAAACUAGUAGCUAUUAUAAUUGACAAAAAAAAAACUAAAAGCUAUUAUCUUAUUAAACUAAUAACUAGUAUUAUCUUAAAGUAAAUCUUGCAAUUAUUUUAUAGGAAUUGUUCCAUAUAUGAAGUAUACAUACUUAACCAUAUAAACAAAAGGAAACUUACUAUUGUUAUACCAAAAAUCUUGCUUUUGUUUCAAUAAUAUUAUUCUUCAUGCAUGGAUAUCUAAUAUAUAUAUAAUUUUUUUUUCAUUUGUUAAAAACAACAAUCGUAUCUAUAAAUAUGAACAUGUUGGUUAUGUCUUACCACAUUCACUAGCUACAAAAGAACUUAACAAGCUUCAGUGACUUUCCCGUUGCUUAAACCAAACUGUGUAUUAUAUAUAACAUUUUUUUUAGUAAAACCAUGAUAAGUGGGGGAGAUGUUUACAAGGUCAUCGAAGCAAUGGUUCCACUCUAUGUUGCCCUAAUCUCAGGCUAUGGUUCGGUGAAAUGGUGGAACAUCUUCACUCGUGAUCAAUGUGAUGCCAUAAACCAGCUCGUUUACUAUUUCACCCUACCACUUUUCACCAUCGAGUUCACGGCUCAUGUCGACCCAUUCAACAUGAAUUACCGGUUCAUUGCAGCAGAUGUUCUCUCUAAGAUCAUCAUAAUUGCGGUCUUAGCGUUUUGGGCCAAAUAUAGCAGCAAAGGAAGUUAUUGUUGGUACAUUACAAGUUUCUCUCUAUGCACUCUUACUAACUCUCUUGUCGUGGGUGUGCCAUUGGGAAAGGCGAUGUACGGACAAGAGGCUGUUGAUCUCGUGGUUCAAUCAUCGGUGUUUCAAGGAAUCGUGUGGCUCACACUCUUGUUGUUUGUCUUAGAGCUUAGAAGAGCCGGCUUUAGUAGUAAUAAUAAUGUAGAUGACAUCAAUAUCGAAGGUGGUAGAAAGGAAACCGUGGUUGUGAGAGAGGAGAAGUCGUUCCUUGAGGUCAUGUCCGUCGUGUGGUUGAAGCUUGCAACGAAUCCGAAUUGCUAUUCUUGUAUCCUUGGAAUCGCAUGGGCUUUUAUAUCUAACAGAUGGCAUUUUGAGAUGCCGGGCAUAAUAGAGGGAUCGAUUCUUAUAAUGUCAAAAGCAGGAACAGGAACUGCCAUGUUCAAUAUGGGGAUAUUCAUGGCACUUCAAGACAAGUUGAUAGUAUGUGGAACAAGCUUGACUGCGAUAGGGAUGGUCUUGAAAUUUAUUGCCGGACCCGCCGCCAUGGCCAUUGGUUCAAUCGCGGUUGGCCUCCACGGAAAUGUCCUCCGCGUCGCCAUCAUUCAGGCUGCUUUGCCACAAUCAAUCACUUCGUUUAUUUUUGCUAAGGAAUACGGAUUACAUGCAGAUGUUCUAAGCACAGCGGUGAUAUUUGGGAUGUUGGUCUCUUUACCAGUGCUCGUCGCCUACUAUGCAGCUUUGGAGUUUAUUCAUUAAUUAAAGUAAAAUGUCAGUUAUAUAUCAAUGAUAUAUCACCUAAUUAUAUGUGUUUUUUUCUUUCAAGGGAAUUUUGAAGUAUAUUUGAGGUAUGGAAAACACCAUGAAUCAAUCUGACUAAUUAAUGUUGAAAACAUAUAUCUAUAGUUUUAAUGUAUAAGGUUUGUUUUCCCGGAA
Molecule: messenger RNA, 1762 nt
Organism: Brassica rapa (field mustard)
Lineage: Eukaryota; Viridiplantae; Streptophyta; Magnoliopsida; Brassicales; Brassicaceae
Product: auxin efflux carrier component 5-like
Biological process (GO): auxin polar transport; auxin export across the plasma membrane
Cellular component (GO): endoplasmic reticulum; plasma membrane
Molecular function (GO): auxin efflux transmembrane transporter activity
Source: RefSeq, a predicted model, not a curated record